This is a messenger RNA of Hibiscus syriacus, 1071 nucleotides long. RefSeq lists its product as uncharacterized. Bases 10 to 1020 code for a protein of 336 amino acids. NCBI's taxonomy places the organism in Eukaryota, Viridiplantae, Streptophyta, Magnoliopsida, Malvales, Malvaceae. The transcript has 2 exons. The record is from RefSeq and is a predicted model, not a curated record.
CAUCCAAAAAUGGCGUCCGCGAGCACUUGGAUGUUAUCGUUAAAGGUACUGUUCAUUUCCAUUGGUGUACUGACCAUAGCUUUAGGGCUUAAAGUUUCUGUUCCAUUGGUUUUGGAUUUCUCCGUUUCUCAAGCUCCGUUAUUGUGGAGCACGUUCCGUUCUUGGCUCAAGCCGCCGUAUCUUUACGUCAUCAUCAACGGAAUCAUAAUCACAAUUGCAGCAUCUUCGCGGUUUGAUCAAAACAAAGGCGAGAGCGAACGGACCGAGCAGAUGCAGCAGCAGCCGAGAUCGAAGAUCUCUGUGGAUCAACGGCCAUCGGUGGAGUACGAGAUGAAGAGCGGCUUGGAUUUCGGGGUAGUGAAACCGGUCGCGUACCAGCUGAAGGAGAGAGUACAAGAGGUGGAAACGACGGUUUUUGAGGCGGAGACCAAUGUAGCGGUUGUUGAUGAUAGAGAUGGAGGAGGUGACGAGUUUGCUAUCUCGAAAUCGGAGUGGGUUCCUUUGAGGAGAACGGAUUCGUCGGAUAUUCAAUCUGAUGUUCUGUUUCAUGUGGAGAAACCACCGGCUUCCUCUAGAUUCGGUCACCGGAAACCUGUCAAAGCCAGUCCUGAAGGUGGCCGAGCAUUGAGGGUGGCGAAACCCAAACGCCACGAGACGCUGGAGAACACGUGGAAGAUGAUAACGGAAGGGAAAGCAAUGCCGUUGACGAGGCAUUUGAAGAAAUCGGAAACGUGGGAGAAUCACGGCCGUGAUAUCAAUGUCGAGUUGUUGUCCGAUUCGACGGCGGCGAUGAAGAAAUCAGAGACGUUCAGGGACCGGACCAAUUACCAGCCACCAACUGAAAAAGCGAGUUCUCCAUCUCCGGCUUCGGCGGUGAAGCUGAGGAAAGAGCCGUCGCUGAGUCAGGAUGAGUUGAACCGUCGAGUGGAAGCGUUCAUAAAGAAAUUCAACGAGGAGAUGAGAUUGCAGAGACAAGAGUCGCUUAAUCAGUACACAGAGAUGGUUAACCGUGGAUGUUAGCCACUGAUUAUCAUUAAUUAACUGUAGUUUAAAAUUUAAAUAUUGUUUUUU